GCGCAUCCGCUUCGCGAGGAGCUCGACGAUCUGACGUACUCGGAUGACGUAACAACGGCACCCGCCGCGCCGAUCGCCCCGGCGCCCACCGACGCCACGCCCUGCGUCUUCGUCGACACCCCCGAGGCCCUGGAGGACAUGGUGGCGCACCUCGACAAGUCAAACGAGAUGGCGGUGGACCUGGAGCACCACUCGUACCGUUCGUUCCAGGGGUUCACGUGCGUCAUACAAGUCUCGACGCGGCGAAUGGAUUUCGUCGUGGACGCGUUGGAGCUCAGGGGGUUGAUUCGUGACGCGCUCGGGCCGGUGAUGGCGGACCCGCGCGUGAUGAAGGUGUUCCACGGCGCGGACAUGGACGUCCAGUGGCUGCAGCGCGAUUUCGGGAUAUACGUCGUCGGCAUGUUCGACACGGGACAGGCGGCGAGGGUGCUCGAGCUCCCGAGCAAGGGUCUCGCGUACCUCCUCGAUCACUACUGUUCGGUCAAGGCGGAUAAGAGGUUUCAGCUCGCGGACUGGCGAGUUCGGCCGCUCAGCGAGGAGAUGAUAUCGUACGCGCGCGGGGACACGCACCACUUGCUGUACGUGUACGACCGACUGAGGCAGCAGCUCGACGCCGUGGGUAGAGGCGACGGGUCCAAGCCGUUUCGUGAUUUGAUCCGGACGACUCUGGACAGGUCGAGGGACGUGUGCGCCACGCUGUACGAGAAACCCGUGACGCAUCCGCUGACGUACCACGCGGACUACCGCAAGAACAGGGACGCUGGGGACCUGGACCUUCCCAGGCUGGCGGUGUACGCGGCGCUGCACGGCUGGCGCGACGAGCGGUGCAGGGCGGAGGAUGAGUCGAUUGGGUACGUGAUGCCGAGGGCGCUGAUGCUGAGACUGGCGAGGGAGGCGCCGACGAACCCUCGCGCGUUGCUCGCGGUGACCAGGGGGGAUUCACCGCUGGUCGCCAAGCACUCCGGUGAGCUCGUGGACAUCAUAUCGCGCGCUUUAG
This is a messenger RNA of Micromonas commoda, 997 nucleotides long. RefSeq lists its product with no specific name. Gene Ontology annotation, biological process: nuclear polyadenylation-dependent rRNA catabolic process; nuclear polyadenylation-dependent CUT catabolic process; nuclear polyadenylation-dependent antisense transcript catabolic process. The record is from RefSeq and is a predicted model, not a curated record. The annotation marks the transcript as partial. NCBI's taxonomy places the organism in Eukaryota, Viridiplantae, Chlorophyta, Mamiellophyceae, Mamiellales, Mamiellaceae. The transcript has a single exon. Gene Ontology annotation, molecular function: nucleic acid binding; 3'-5'-RNA exonuclease activity; nucleotide binding. Gene Ontology annotation, cellular component: nucleolus; nuclear exosome (RNase complex).